AUGAAUAUUGGCAUUCCACAGAAAUGGGACAAAUUAUCGCCGCGCGAGUUCUUGCAGCUGCAGGAGUUGGCCUCAUACUCCACCCGUAAGUUACAGGAUGUGCUGGAGGAGUUUUGUGCGCCCAAUCAGACGACGACAGCAGCAACAAAGCAAUGCAUACCAGAUGGGGACAUCGAUUUCGAUGGCUUUCGGCGUUUCUUGGACGCCUUUCUGGACUGCGAGACCCCUCUGGAUCUGGCCAAACAUUUGUUUGUGUCCUUCCUCAAGCCGAAUGUCACACAAGCACAACUGCACGGCAAAGCACUCAAUCAAAUGGCGGCCAUUAGCAGCACAGCGGCCUGUGCGCCUGUGACAUCCCACACCAAGGGCUCUAUACCGAACAUCAAUAGCAUUGCCGAACUGAUGCCGCAGUGCAACAACAAUGGUGCAGGCACUGCCCCAGAGGCACGCAGCAGCUUCGUGGACAAAAUUCAUGGCAUCACGGAUAAAUUACAGCACUCACUGGGCGGUCACUUGACGCAUGACCCGAGCAAGACCGGCAGUGUUCAUCCCAUGCUGACAGUAACACCCAGUCCACUGGCCAGCGGUCCAAGUAUGUUUCAGACCAACAAUGCUGCGCGUCGCUCUGUCGAUUCGAGUCCCUCGCACUCGCAAACCAACCACUCACAAAUGUCACGCAACUCGUCGAAGAAGAGCAACAAUUCGGUUAAUUGCAAAAUUGAUCCUGACAUUAAGCUCUUGGCGCGUAAACUCUCACAUUUUGAUCCAUUGACACUUAAGGUUGCGCUCAAGGAUGUCGUUUGUUAUUUAUCACUGCUCGAGGCUGGACGUCCGGAGGAUAAGCUUGAAUUUAUGUUCCGCUUGUAUGAUACGGAUAGCAACGGAGUACUGGACACAGCCGAAAUGGAUGCAAUUGUUAAUCAAAUGAUGGCCGUUGCCGAAUAUUUGGGCUGGGAUGUCAGCGAGUUGAGACCGAUCCUGCAAGAGAUGAUGGUUGAAAUCGACUACGAUGCCGAUGGCACCGUGUCCCUGGAUGAAUGGCAGAGGGGCGGCAUGACUACGAUUCCGCUACUAGUCCUGCUGGGUGUCGAUAGCACUACACUCAAGGAGGACGGCAUACACGUUUGGCGUUUGAAGCACUUCAGCAAACCGGCAUAUUGCAACCUCUGCCUCAACAUGCUCGUCGGCCUGGGCAAGAAGGGUCUAUGCUGUGUGUUAUGCAAAUACACAGUGCAUGAACGCUGCGUGCAACAUGCCCCCGCAUCCUGCAUUACUACGUACGUGAAAUCAAAAAAGCCCAAAUGCGGCAGCGAUUUAUUGCACCACUGGGUUGAAGGCAACUGCUACGGACGCUGUUCGAAGUGCCGCAAACGCAUUAAGGCGUACCACGGCAUCACGGGACUGACGUGUCGUUGGUGCCACAUGAUGUUACACAACCGCUGCGCCUCCUCGGUGAAGAAGGAAUGCACGCUGGGUGAGAAUGCAGAGUUGAUUGUGCCCCCCACGGCUAUAUGUCCGGCUGUGUUGGAUCGCCAGCGUUCGGUGAAUCAGGCGAACAAAGCCACACACUUCCAAAUCACGCCGCCGGACGAGCACAGCUGCCCACUCCUGGUGUUUGUGAAUCCGAAGAGUGGCGGCCGCCAGGGCGAUCGCAUAUUGCGCAAGUUUCAAUAUAUGCUGAAUCCGCGUCAGGUCUACGAUCUAUCCAAAGGUGGACCCAAAGAAGGACUCACGCUUUUUAAAGACCUGCCCAACUUCAAAGUCAUCUGUUGCGGCGGCGACGGCACUGUUGGAUGGGUGCUCGAGGCUAUGGACUCCAUCGAGCUGGCCACGCAACCCGCCAUUGGCGUGAUUCCGCUUGGCACGGGUAACGAUUUGGCGCGAUGCCUGCGCUGGGGCGGGGGCUACGAGGGCGAGAACAUUCCCAAACUUAUGGAGAAAAUAAAACGUGCCUCGACUGUGAUGCUGGAUCGCUGGAGUAUUGAGGUAACAAAUGCGGCGCCUGUUGACGAGCUGUUGCGACCAAAGGUAACCCUGCACUCAAAUAUGCAGAAGGUGAUUGAAUUGUCGCAAAGUGUUGUUGUCGACAAGUCGUUAAUCGAACGGUUCGAGCAAAUGCAGCGUCAAAACAUCAUGACCAGCAGCACCAGCAUGGGCAACAUGGCAACUGGCAAGCAUCCAGCAGCUACGGCAGUCUCCAGCUCAUCGAUUAUGAAUGCAUCGGAAUACACCCAGGAUAUGACGACAGCAACGACAGCAACAACAACAGCAAUGAGUUGCAGUACACGCACCACAACAACGAAGAGCAUUUCAAUGUCAACCUUUGAGUUGAAGCGUUCGCAGAAAACAACAUUGACAAAUACGUUGAGCGGCAGCAGUGCGAGCAGCGCCAGUGGCAGUGGCAAUGGAAGCAGCAGUUUAGUCACACAACAAUGCCAACAGCAACAGCAACAGGACGAUGCUAAGGACGCUGAGAUGGAGCAUGCAGACGUACAAGUGCCAUCCACGGCAGCAUCAGCAACAACAACUACAAUAGCAACAACAGAUGUAACAGAAAAGCAAUCACUUGAGACGCUUUUGCUGCAACACAAGCAGCAGCUGCAUCAACAACGACAACAGCAACAGCAAGAGCAACAAGAGGAGCAGGCACAGGAGCAGGAUAAGCAAGAAGCAGAACAAAAAUCAGCAGCCGGCAAAUCGGAAGUUGUAGAGGAAACAACUGCGUUUGGGAAUAAUCAAAGGGAUAAUAAUAGUCAGUGCAAUAAAGAGAACAACAUCGCUAAACAGCAAAUUACAUUGUCAUUGGAUUUGUCAGAUGACUGCAGAACACAACCACCAGCAAUGAUGUCCAACAAUAGCAACAACAACAACCACAACAGCAACACCAACAACAACGGCAACAACAGUAUUCCACAAACACCCCUAACGCCAAGUUUAGAAAACCAAGGGCGUACAACAACGCCCACAGCAGUAUCACAGCAGCAGCAGCAACAACAACAACAACAACAACAGCCAAAACCCAUUAAAGUGCAGUCAGACAAGGACUGCACAGUACCCUACAAUAUUAUCAAUAAUUACUUUUCCGUUGGCGUGGAUGCCGCCAUUUGCGUCAAAUUUCAUCUGGAGCGGGAGAAAAAUCCGCAUAAAUUCAAUAGUCGAAUGAAGAACAAACUUUGGUAUUUCGAGUACGCAACGUCAGAAACAUUUGCUGCAUCCUGCAAAAAUUUGCACGAAAACAUUGACAUAGAGUGCGACGGCGUUGCUUUGGAUUUGGCGAAUGGGCCGCAUUUGCAAGGCAUUGCGCUCUUGAAUAUACCCUACACGCAUGGCGGCUCAAAUUUAUGGGGCGAGCAUUUAUCCCAGAAGCGCAUUCGUAAAAGCACUGGACCCUUCGCCAAAAGCAAAAAGCUUAAGUCGAGCGAUAAGGAACUCUCAGCCACUAGCUUUACAUCCGUGGAUCUAUCCGUGGCCAUACAGGACAUUGGAGAUCGAUUGAUCGAGGUUAUUGGGCUAGAGAACUGCCUACACAUGGGCCAAGUGCGAACGGGAUUACGUGCCUCUGGUCGCCGCCUGGCUCAGUGCAGUGAAGUAAUCAUUAAAACGAAGAAAACAUUUCCCAUGCAAAUCGAUGGGGAGCCAUGGAUGCAAGUUCCGUGCACGAUCAAGGUAACACACAAAAAUCAAGUUCCUAUGUUAAUGGCACCGCGUUCCGAGAAAGGACGUGGUUUCUUCAAUAUGCUCUGUAGCUGAUUUAGGCGCAGCGCAUCGACGGACUUCAUUCGCAGUCGGCAGGAGGAGCAAAUCGAAUACGAACUGGCUGCGGAUUAUUCCGCGGAUGAGUUGGAUGAUGAGUUUCAAAUAACUAGAAGCACCACCGUCCAUAAUUUAGCUUAGUGUAUUUAA
This is a messenger RNA of Scaptodrosophila lebanonensis, 3903 nucleotides long. RefSeq names its product diacylglycerol kinase 1 (gene Dgk). The transcript has 19 exons. Lineage: Eukaryota; Metazoa; Arthropoda; Insecta; Diptera; Drosophilidae. Gene Ontology annotation, biological process: intracellular signal transduction; diacylglycerol metabolic process; lipid phosphorylation. Gene Ontology annotation, cellular component: plasma membrane. Gene Ontology annotation, molecular function: calcium ion binding; ATP-dependent diacylglycerol kinase activity. The record is from RefSeq and is a predicted model, not a curated record. Bases 1 to 3750 code for a protein of 1249 amino acids.